AUGGGACUUUGUAAUAGUAAGAUAAAAGGGAGGAGGAUUAAAAGGUCAACAACUAAUGAUUUAUCAAACGACCAUGGUGAUGAUGUAGAAAAUCAUGUUUAUUCAUUUCCCCACGAUGAUGAAGAAUGUGAUAGAAUACAUUUACAACAUUUAAUAGAGAGAUAUAUUUGGCAAGGUAACUUUUUCUCUCCGAUUGAAAAUCUCCUUAAUCAAGCUGGAACAAAGGUUCUCGAUGUAGGAACAGGUAGUGGUGCUUGGUUGCUCGAAAUGGCAACUAAAUAUUCGAAAUCAGAAUUUAUCGGAAUUGAUAUUUCACAAAUGCAGCCUGAUGAAAAUAUACCUCCUAAUGCUAAAUUUAUUCAGGCAAACGUAUUAGAACGAUUACCUUUUAAUGAUAAUACGUUCGACUUUAUAUUUCAGCGAAUAUUAUUCGCUGGAAUUCCAAGAAAUAAAUGGUCAUCAACAAUUGAUGAGUUAGUUCGUGUAUUAAAACCUGGCGGCUAUUUAGAGUUGGCAGAAAACGACUUUCAAUAUAACAUGAUGGGACUUGCAACAAGAAAGAUUGUUGAUGGCUUAUUAAUUUUAUUUCACGAACGUGGUAUAGACCCAACAGUAUGUUAUAAGUUACAAAAUUAUUUGGAAGAAAAUAAACAACUACAUAAUGUUCAUUGUGAAGAAAAGAAAUAUGUGGAUGGGCAAUAUUCCACCAAAGUAUACAAAUUGCUUUUUGAUGAUUACUCAGCUGUCCUCACAAAUAUAAAACCCACACUUAUGAAUAUUAUCAAAGUUUCUUCUGAAGAAUAUGAUGGUUUAGUUAAUGAUAUGGGAAAAGAAGUAAUGGAAUCAGAGUGUUUUAAUAUGCACGUACGUGUUUAUGCUCAAAAAAAAGCUUAG
This is a messenger RNA of Scutellospora calospora, 894 nucleotides long. Lineage: Eukaryota; Fungi; Glomeromycota; Glomeromycetes; Diversisporales; Gigasporaceae. The record is from the annotation of a GenBank genome assembly.